Mercenaria mercenaria is the source of this 1053-nucleotide messenger RNA. Its product is annotated as late histone H1-like. NCBI's taxonomy places the organism in Eukaryota, Metazoa, Mollusca, Bivalvia, Venerida, Veneridae. The record is from RefSeq and is a predicted model, not a curated record. The coding region runs from base 61 to 675 and encodes 204 amino acids. Gene Ontology annotation, cellular component: nucleosome; nucleus. The transcript is spliced from 3 exons. Gene Ontology annotation, molecular function: structural constituent of chromatin; double-stranded DNA binding; nucleosomal DNA binding. Gene Ontology annotation, biological process: nucleosome assembly; chromosome condensation; negative regulation of DNA recombination.
UUUACGCGGGAGUUUCAUUUCGUUUUGCAAAGAAAGACAAGAAAAGCGUGUGAAGUAACAAUGGCGGCUAAAGAAGGAACAAUGGCUGCGGCAGCCAAGAAACCGAAACCUAAGCCAACACAUCCAACAUACCUAGAAAUGGCAAAAGAUGCGAUUGCUUCGCUGAAUGAAAAGAAAGGUUCAUCCGUUCCAGCAAUACAGUCGUACAUCGCUGGAAAAUACACUAUCGAUGCGGACACUGUGAAAACACAUUUGAAACCCGCGCUUGCUAAAGGCUUGGAAAAUGGCACAUUUGUAAGACCCAAGAACUCGGAUGCGAAGGGCUACACGGGCAGAUUCAAAGUUGACAAAGCGAAGGCAAAUGAGGAAGAGAAGGCAAAGAAACAAAAACUCAAAGAUAAGCUGGCAAAAGAAAAGAAGACUGCUACAAAGACUGUUGUUAGAAAGACAGGAACAAAGAAGUCGCCAGCAAAGAAAAAAGCUGAUGACAAGGCAAAAAAGAAGGUAACUAAGAAGACUGUUACAGCCAAAAAGUCACCUGUAAAGAAAACGGUGACAGAAAAGAAACCAAAGGCAGCCAAGGCAACAUUAAAAACUCCAAAGAAAACGGCGAAAAGUUUGAAGGCUGUGAAAAAGACCAAAACGCCAGCUUCAGGGACCAAGAGCAAGAAGUGAAAUACAUGAAGUUGAAAGACAUUUCCAGACUGUGAUUUGAUUUGUUUGUAGUUAGAAUUGAAGUCCUUAGGUGCUAUGUUUUGUCAGUAGUGCAUAAUUAUUUUAUAACCAGUGGUGUUAAUUGUUUGAAUGUGUUAAACAUUUAAGGUAAUUUAGUAAAUGCCCAAUCAUUUUUUUUCAAGAUGACGCAUAGACUGCUUUCAUUGUACAAUUAUCAUAAAUUUCAUUCUUGUAAAUUCUGAUUACAACCAUGUUUGUGCUAAUUUAAUUUUUAAAUGAUACUAGAUGUAGAAUUUUUAAAAUUGAGACACUUAACAGGUGCUUGAGGUUGCACUGUAAUACAUUUGUUUUUACCAAUAAAAUUUGUUUUAAAUUCAA